Cucurbita moschata (crookneck pumpkin) is the source of this 857-nucleotide messenger RNA. RefSeq lists its product as uncharacterized. The transcript has 3 exons. The record is from RefSeq and is a predicted model, not a curated record. Lineage: Eukaryota; Viridiplantae; Streptophyta; Magnoliopsida; Cucurbitales; Cucurbitaceae. Bases 367 to 615 code for a protein of 82 amino acids.
UAGAGGUGGUGGUGGAAGCUUGACCCAGUGAGCGGUCCAAAUUUAAGGUGCCCUGUCCCACGUGGCAAGUUUUGGACUUGAAACUGAAGAUAACAUUAUCUUGUUGGCCCAAUGACCUUUCAGGAUUUGUUUGGAGGAUGUUGCUGCAAUAUCGAAAUAUUAUUCGAACUAUUGUUAUAUUUUCUCAAUCAUUGUGGUGGUAUUAUUUAGUUGGAAAAUUUGGUAUUCUUGGUUAAUUAAGGAUUCUGCACUACAAUUUGACUGUUAUACUUGCCCAUUUAACACAGGGACUUGAUGGUUGUCUAACUCUGGGGUAGCUGCUAUUUUUAUAGCCGUGUUGCUGGCUGUGGUACAUUACAGACUUCGAUGAAUCCAACCGCAAAAGAGUUAAAGACGGCAAUUGCUUGGCACUCCGGUUUUGGGUAUACAUACACUCCAAUUUUCAUUCAAUUAGACGGGUUAAUCUACAAUUUGGACCUGGACCAGUAUUCUCUCAAGUGGACUUGGGCCCAUUUACGCUUAUGCCUCCAAGACAUGAGGAAUUCGUCGGGGAAAUGUUUGACCAUAGCCAUGAUUUUGCAGCCCUUGCUUCAGAGACACUUCUGUAAGUUUUAAAAUCAACAAGUUGGGCAGGUAAUUUCAAUCACCAAGCACACUCACUCACUGUGGUUAGAACCGGAUAGACCCUCUCGAGUCUCAGCUCAACUUUAGCAUUUUCUUUUGAACUAUUUGUCUUACGCAGUUUCACUCAUCCCACUCCAGAACUAUUUGUCUAACGCAGUUUUUCAUUCAUCCCUCUCCUGCAACCCAUUGAUUCUAUUGAUCCAGUCCUUGUAGAAGAAUCUAAAUAGUGGUGU